UUUGCCAGAUUUCAUCCACUUUUACUUGGGAAACCGAAAGGAUAUCGGCUUCGUCUAUGAACCUUUGAUUGAAAAAAAGAAGGAAGAUAUGGUCGGGCUACUGUCCUGGUUAAAGCGGAAGGAUGACAGCGAUUGGGAGAAGGCCUUGGCGGUGCUGGACGAGAGGAUCCGCCAUGCAGAAAUACGGCUAUCUGAAUUACAUAUGCGAGAAAGAAAACUCAAGUUUGCGUGGCUGUAUUACUCUAUCCCAGUCUAUGUAUUCGUUCUAGUCGCGUACUUCACUUAUCUCAAACCGCGAGGAGAUCCGUGGGAUAUAUGGCUGUGGAAGACGGGUUUCGUUGUACUAGGUGCCCCAUGUAUAUAUAUAGUUCACCGGUUGAUCCGGUAUUGGUACAGCACUAAAGAAAAGCAUGAACUGGAAUACCUUGAAAAUCUGAAAGCAAAGCAGAAGGAAAAGAUCGAAGAUCUGAAGAAGAAAACCGCCUAUUACAAAACCAAGGGCCUUAUUGAGCGUUAUGACACACCCACUAAGGAAAGGAUGCGAAACAAGCCGCAACCGGGCACACCCAUGCAAACUCCUAAUGCCGCGCAAGUUUUAACAAAACCUUCCACUCUGUCCCAACGUCUUGAGCCGUCGAGUACUCCCCAGAUGGUCGCAUCGAUGAACACUCCAGUAACCCCAUUCCCCGUCGACAGGCCUUCGCCGCUAUCCCCCACACCUGACAUCAAUAUGAUGAUUCCUGCACGCGGUGCACACACUCCUUCACCAAAGGGAUGGUUUGACAAGGUGAUUGACAUUAUGAUCGGUGAGAGUGAAGGACCAGCAAGUAAAUAUGCAUUGAUAUGUGAAGAAUGCUUCACACACAAUGGUUUGGUUCCGCCGGACGCAUACGCAACUGCUCGCUUUCGAUGCAUGAAGUGCGACCAUCUCAACGCACCAAAGAGCUAUGAGCAUCUCGGGUUCGGGGACAGCAGACGAUCCCAAGACAUGGAUUCACCCACAGCAAGUCUGCUUAAGCGGCAUCGUGCGUCUGUUCCAGACGAGCUUCUGUUCGCGAAAUCAGCGUACGGUCAAGAGUUGCGGCGACGAUCGAACCUGCAAUCGUCAGAGGAAAGUGAGACACAGCAAGUUGCUGAACGGGGGCCCACGCCGCCAUUAGAGUCGCAAGAUAGUGCUGAUACUGGUAUGGUGGGAUCCAUUGAGGAUCUUCACGAGCCGCAAGAGACGGAAAAGGAAGAAUAAGUGACAUGUGAUACAGUUCGUGGGCGUCACGGCGUAUGCUUUACGCGUCGGGAUAGCUCAUUUGCUCGACAACCCCAGAAGAAUUAAAACUGAAACAUUAAUAGCAUUCUUAAAAAUACAAACGCAUUACGCAAAUGUGGACAGCAACCAAAGUUGAAAGCCCCAAAAAACUAUCACCCCCGUAUAUACACGAAGCUCGUCGCCCAUCGUAAGAUAAAACAACCCCGUGUCCCUCACCCUUCCUUUGUCUCUCGGUUGUUGGUCGG
Molecule: messenger RNA, 1509 nt
Organism: Spizellomyces punctatus DAOM BR117
Lineage: Eukaryota; Fungi; Chytridiomycota; Chytridiomycetes; Spizellomycetales; Spizellomycetaceae
Exons: 10
Coding region: 89-1243 (384 amino acids)
Biological process (GO): endoplasmic reticulum tubular network organization
Cellular component (GO): endoplasmic reticulum tubular network
Source: RefSeq, a predicted model, not a curated record